Molecule: messenger RNA, 336 nt
Organism: Metarhizium acridum CQMa 102
Lineage: Eukaryota; Fungi; Ascomycota; Sordariomycetes; Hypocreales; Clavicipitaceae
Source: RefSeq, a predicted model, not a curated record
AUGUCGAAAGAUAUACCCCCACAACUGAGCGCCAGUCUGCGCAUCGUGGAGCUCGAAGACCAGGUUAAAGGUCUCAUGGAGACGGUGAUUCAACUUCACGAAAUGUACGGGCUUGAGGCAAUAAAUAUUCCCAAGCCCGACAAGUAUGUCAAAAAAGGGGGAUAUACAGUGACCGAGCUGCAGCAGCGAUAUGCGCGUCGACCGGCACCCUCGGCGACACCAGUGACGACGACAGCAACACAAGAAACUACAGUUCUGUCGGAACCGCCAAAGCCAAAGCCAAAACCAGGAACAGACAAGGAAUCGAAACCAUCGCCUUCGUGGCGUAGUGGUUAA